AUGGCGCCCCGGGUGAGGGUUGAGGGGUGGAAGGUGUUUGCCCGCAGAUUGUGCGGCUUUCCUCCACCCGUGUCUGGCGACCUGGUUGUCAUGGAGGCAGUCGUGACCGAAGAGUUUGAUGAAGAGGAGCAGCUGGUGAGAAGGCAUCGCAGAGAGAAGAAGGAGUUGCAAGCCAAAAUUCAAGGAAUGAAGAAUGCCGUUCCCAAGAAUGACAAAAAGAGGAGGAAGCAACUCACUGAAGAUAUUGCGAAGUUGGAAAAAGAGAUGGAGCAGAAACAGAGAGAGGAACUGGAGCAAUUGAAGCUGGCCUCCAAGGAGAAGAAGAUAGAUUCUGUUGCUGUUAACAUUUCAAACUUGGUGCUUGAGAAUCAACCUCCUCGGAUAUCAAAAGCGCAAAAGAGACGGGAAAAAAAAGCUGCACUGGAAAAGGAGCGGGAAGAAAGGAUAGCUGAAGCUGAAAUUGAGAACUUAUCUGGAGCCAGACAUGUAGAAAGUGAAAAACUUGCUCAAAUAUUGGCAGCCAGAGAGUUGGAAAUAAAACAGAUUCCAUCUGAUGGGCACUGCAUGUAUAGAGCCAUUGAGGAUCAACUGAAAGAACAGGACAGUGCUCUGACAGUGGCUGCCUUAAGAAGCCAAACUGCUGAAUAUAUGCAAAGCCAUGUGGAAGACUUUCUGCCAUUUUUAACAAACCCUAAUACAGGAGAUAUGUAUACUCCAGAAGAGUUUGGAAAGUACUGUGAUGAUAUUGUAAGUACAGCUGCAUGGGGAGGUCAGCUUGAGUUAAGAGCUUUAUCUCACAUUUUACAGACACCAAUAGAGAUAAUACAGGCAGAUUCUCCUCCUAUUAUAGUUGGUGAAGAAUAUCCAAAAGAACCCUUAAUUCUUGUAUAUAUGAGACAUGCAUAUGGCUUAGGAGAACAUUAUAAUUCUGUUACACGGUUGGUGAAUGCAACUACUGAAAAUUGCAGCUAGUUUAUAAAAUGUUACACAAUUAUGUUUUAGUACUUUGUGCUGAUUUGAAUAUUUCUGUUCAGUGCUAGAUUGUUCUAAAUGCUACUGAGAAAUACAGACUUUUAGAAAUAUGUCAGAGAUAAACUUUAUGUCCACUUAGUGGUAUUUUAAAAAUUUGUAUGUUCAUUGUGGGGAACAUCAUUCUGAGACCAACAUUGUAUUUUAUUCAGUGAUAUUUUUAUUUAUAUAGAAUUCUGGUCAUUUUCUUGUUUUGGAAUAAAUUGUGUUUUAAAUUUUACCCCACUACUAAAAGUUUCCAAAGUAGUCAAAUUCAGUGUAAUUUUUCUGAAGUGAAAUGACUUCUUCUCUUUGCAAUUGCAGUAAUACAGUUCAGCAAUAGCAAAUUUAAUCAAUGCUUAUAAAAUGAAAUUGAUUAUAUUAACUUUGAUGUUGGUGGGAUUAAUGGGGUGAAACUUUUAAUUUAGUACACCAAAGUACACCUAAGCAGCUUGCUUUAAUAAUUAAGAAUUUUUGAAUACUCAUAUGGCAAUCAGUAGUUAAGUUUAAAGGAAUGAGACAAUGUCAAAGGUGCAUGCAUGUUCACUGUUAGAUUUACAUCUCUGAAGAUUUGGAGGUUUGCCUUUUAUUUGUAUGCAACUUUAAAAAGACCUUAAAGAUUACUGUCUUUCUAAUUUCUGUGUUAUUCUUGCUGCUGCUUAAACUUUUGCCAUCAUUUCUUGGUUCUCUUCGUAACUGCAGAUUUUUGUGUUUUCUAGAAUGUUUUCUUCAGCACUGCUCAAUUGCUUUGCUUUCCUUGCAGUCUUUUCCACCAAGAAACAUUUUGUGCCCUUUCAUUCUUUACCCUGUACAAGUUGAGGAUUUAGUAACCUAAAAGGGGCUAAGGCUACAUUUAUUUCAGAUUUCUCCUCUCUUCCAGUGUGUUUAACAAGAUCUCUCCCUUUUUGUUCAUUCUGCAGGAUUAGAAGAAAGCCUUGAUUGCUUAUUAUUUUAUUAGCAUUAUUUAUGUCACUUUUUCUUCAACUGAAACAUGAAAAUUUUAUUUUUGCACAUAUGGGUAAAGUUGAAAGAGAUUAUUUGGGAGGCAAAAGCAGAAUAGAUAGUUUUCUGUGUGAAUGAUGCAUCUUAUUCAGAUUUCAGAUAACUCAGCAGUAUUCUUCCUCAGAGGAUAGUAUAUAUCUCUAGUAACUUGUUAUAUAAAGAAAUAUUAUGAAAGUAACACCUUUUUGGUUUGAUCUUUUUUCCCAAAUUAAAAAUAUAACCUAGAAAAUUUAGCAUCAAGUUUAUAACAUUAAUUUUUGUUCCAUGUAUAAUUUUUGUGGGUACACAUUGGGUUUAUAAUAUUAAAAGUGGAGUUAGUCUCUCAUGCCAGCAGGUACCAGUGUGGGAAGGUGGUAGCGACUUUUCUCAAUUAGAAUGAUUAAGUGCUUCCUGAGGGCAUUCCAGUUCAACAGAUAAAAAACUAUUCCUCUGGCCAAACAAUGUAUUUUGAAGGUAGCCUGUUUUAAAGCCUUUGAUCUGAAUUUCUUAGAGUCAAAGUUUAUAAAAGAAUGAAAUUGUAAAAUACACAAUGAUUUGUUUCUAUUUUGAAGUAAUCUGUUACUUUAAAGUUAAAAUGUCAGCAUUAAGAAGUAAUAAAACAAAAUAUUAUAAGAAUUAGUUAUUGUAAG
Messenger RNA from Castor canadensis (American beaver), 2639 nucleotides. RefSeq names its product OTU deubiquitinase 6B (gene Otud6b). The record is from RefSeq and is a predicted model, not a curated record. Lineage: Eukaryota; Metazoa; Chordata; Mammalia; Rodentia; Castoridae. Gene Ontology annotation, molecular function: cysteine-type deubiquitinase activity. Gene Ontology annotation, biological process: protein deubiquitination.